AUGAAUUGGAUUUUUCUCCUUUUACUAUGUGUAAACAUCAAUUCAGCACUGAUAUAUACUAUGGCAGAUACAUAUAGACAAGAACAUUGUUCUGCUUUAGUACCAUAUGUGGGACCCAUGAUAUUGCGCGAAUUCUUAAGUGAUUACCGAAAUGUAACAAUCAGUGGACGAACAUUUCGAUUACGUCAAAAUUGGCAACAGAAUGGUGUCGCUGGAGUAAUUUGGGAUUCGGGCAUCGCUUUGGCUCGGUACAUCUCGGAACACCCAGAACUAGUAGCUAAUCGCACGGUGCUGGAACUCGGUGCCGGAUUGGGCUUACCAAGUAUCAUUUCAAGCUAUCAAGAUACUAAACUUAUCCACAUAACGGACAAAGCAAGCGCUCUAGAUUUACUGGAAGAGAAUAUUCGUCAGAAUGCAAAUAACGAUUGCGAUAUAAAAAUUUUCGCCUUGGAUUGGAAUGUUGAUCAACCGCCGCAAAAAUAUCAGGUUAUUCUUGGAGCCGAUCUUAUCUACAUUGGCAUUACAUUUGAACCGCUACUGAAAUUAUUUCGGGAUGCUAGUGAUCAUGAUGCAGUGAUAUAUCUGUCCAGCAAAAUACGUUACCAAAGAGACCAAGAUUUUCACAGCCAAUUUCUGCGGGAACAGUUUGAUGUACGGGAAAUUUUCUAUGAAACUGAGUUUGCUGUAAAUAUUUUUGAAAUUAAAAAAUUGACACAUUAUUGCAACACAUAA
Cercopithifilaria johnstoni is the source of this 732-nucleotide messenger RNA. The record is from the annotation of a GenBank genome assembly. Lineage: Eukaryota; Metazoa; Nematoda; Chromadorea; Rhabditida; Onchocercidae.